Messenger RNA from Gossypium raimondii (Peruvian cotton), 3727 nucleotides. RefSeq names its product peroxisome biogenesis protein 1. Bases 127 to 3519 code for a protein of 1130 amino acids. Gene Ontology annotation, biological process: protein import into peroxisome matrix. Gene Ontology annotation, molecular function: ATP hydrolysis activity; ATP binding. The record is from RefSeq and is a predicted model, not a curated record. Lineage: Eukaryota; Viridiplantae; Streptophyta; Magnoliopsida; Malvales; Malvaceae. The transcript is spliced from 17 exons. Gene Ontology annotation, cellular component: peroxisomal membrane; peroxisome; cytosol.
CCAAGUCCAAUCCAAUAAUAAGACAUCAUCAUCUUCUUCGUUCACUUUUUUCCUAUCUUCUGCCGCAAUUACCCUUUUUCAAUCUCCAAUCUCCUCCUCCAUUCCAGACCCUUACCUUUGCUUCCCAUGGAGUUUGAGGUGAGACACGUGGCUGGAAUAGAAGACUGUUUCGUAUCUCUUCCCCUUUUACUCAUCCAAACCCUUCAGUCCACGCGCUCUUCUCUCCUCCCUCCCCUUCUCACUCUCGAGCUUCGCCUCCCACGCGCCUCCGACGAUCCUUGGAUUGUCGCUUGGUCCGGCGCUACUUCUUCUUCCACCGCUAUCGAGGUUUCACACCAGUUUGCUGAAUGUAUAUCGUUGCCGAAUCACACCACAGUUCAAGUACGAGCAGCUUCUAAUUUGGCAAAGGCUACGUUAGUCACAAUGGAACCUGAUACCGAGGAUGAUUGGGAAAUUUUAGAGCUUAACUCUGAGCAUGCUGAAGCUGCAAUAUUAAAGCAGGUCAGGAUUGUCUAUGAAGGAAUGCGGUUUCCUCUAUGGUUACAUGGUCGAACAAUCAUAACCUUCCAUGUCAUUUCAACUUUUCCCAAGAAAGCGGUGGUUCAACUUGUACCUGGAACUGAAGUUGCCGUUGCUCCAAAGAGACGUAAGAAAAAUUUAAACAACAUAGAAUCGUCUACUGGAGAAUCUCAUGGUGCAAAAGCACUGCUUCGCUUGCAAGAUUCAGAUAGAAGAUUGUUUCAUAAAAGUAAUGUCAAAGGUGUUGAGCUAGGGGUAGCACUUACGUCUGUUGCCUUUAUUCAUCAAGAAACAGCUAAAAGGCUUUCAUUGGAGUCUCUUCAGUUGGUUGUUAUUGUGCCAAGGUUAUCAGCUAAAGAGAGCGUUAAGAAUCUGGAAAAUGAUGCCUCUAGAAUGAAAAGAAGUUUAACUUCGAAGGAAGUAAAUAGUGGGAUUUCAAUCGAUAAUAAGGAAUUCCGACAAGUGAUUGUUCGCCUUUUAAUUUCAGAUUCGGUCGCUAAAGGACAUUUAAUGGUUACGCGGUCUCUCCGACUUUAUUUGAGAGCAGGACUACAUUCAUGGGUUUAUUUAAAGGGGUAUAAUGCUGCUUUGAAGAAGGAAAUUCCUGUACUUUCACUUUCUCCUUGCCACUUCAAAUUGGUUGCAAAUGAUAAGGCUAUUGGGAAUGGGCUUGAAAUGCUUGAUCGUCAUAAAACUCAUAGGUCACAAAACUUACUCCCAAUAUCUGGUUCAGGAACCUCUUUAGGAGUAGUAAAUUGGUCAACUCAUGAGAAUGUUGUUGCUGCACUUUCUUCUGAAUUUCCUUACCAAGAAGCUGGAGACUGCAAUCAUCAAGACAAUAAAAAGGGCUUAGAAUGUCUUCUUCAGGCAUGGUUUCUUGCUCAACUUGAUGCUAUAGCUUCAAAUGCAGGGACGGAAGUUAACACGUUGAUUUUGGGGAGUGAAAGUCUACUUCACUUUCAGGUGACCAUACACGAUUCUGGAACUUAUGGACUUGUCUCAUCUAAUGGUUUUUCAGAGAAGAGAAAUAAGACAAAGGAUUUGCCAAUUGAAAUUUCAUACAUAUUGACCAUCUCAGAGGAAACACUCCACAGUGGACAAGUCAAUGCAUAUGAACUUUCAUUUGAUGAUGGAAACAAGAGGGUUGAUGUCCAGGGAGGUGUAGAGUUGUUUGGAAAGCUAACUUUGGGUAACCCUGUGUCCUUAUGUUCUGUUAAAGACAGAACAUCUGUCAAGGGGUUUAGCACAGAUGUAUCUUCAUUAAGCUGGAUGGGUGCAACUGCUUCUGAUGUUAUCAACAGAUUGAUGGUGUUGUUGGCUCCUUCUUCUGGAAUUUGGUUUAGUACUUAUAAUCUUCCUUUCCCAGGACAUGUUCUAAUAUAUGGUCCAGCGGGUUCUGGGAAGACAUUAUUGGCAAGAGCUGUUGCAAAAUCCCUUGAAGAACAUGAAGACCUGUUAGCACAUGUAAUCUUUAUAAGCUGCUCUGGACUUUCUUUAGAGAAGGCUCCAACCAUUCGUCAAGCACUUUCAAGUUUCAUAUCUGAAGCUCUAGAUCAUGCUCCUUCAGUUGUCGUAUUUGAUGAUCUUGAUAGCAUCAUCCAAUCUUCUUCUGACUCAGAAGGAUCUCAACCUUCAACCUCAGUUGUUGCACUUACUAAAUUUCUCACCGACAUCAUGGAUGAAUUUGGGGAAAAGAGGAAGAGCUCUUGUGGUAUUGGUCCAGUAGCUUUUAUAGCUUCUGUGCAAUCUCUGGAGAGUAUCCCCCAGUCUUUGAGCUCAUCAGGAAGGUUUGAUUUCCAUGUACAACUGCCUGCACCUGCUGCCUCUGAACGUGGGGCCAUACUGAAGCAUGAAAUUCAGAGGCGUUCCCUACAGUGUCAUGAUGAUAUCAUAAUGGAUGUAGCUUCCAAAUGUGAUGGAUAUGAUGCAUAUGAUCUGGAAAUAUUGGUUGAUAGAGCUGUUCAUGCUGCUGUUGGCCGGUUUUUGCCUUCUGAUUCUGGUUCUGAAGAACACAUGAACCCCAUGCUAGUUAGGGAUGAUUUCUCUCAUGCUAUGCAUGAGUUCCUUCCAGUUGCCAUGCGUGACAUAACUAUAUCAGCUCCUGAUGUUGGUCGCUCUGGUUGGGACGAUGUUGGUGGUCUCAAUGACAUUCGGGAUGCUAUCAAAGAGAUGAUAGAACUGCCUUCAAAGUUCCCAAAUAUAUUUGCCAAAGCGCCUUUAAGGUUGCGAUCUAAUGUUCUGUUGUAUGGUCCUCCUGGUUGUGGCAAGACUCACAUUGUUGGUGCUGCUGCUGCUGCUUGUUCACUAAGAUUUAUAUCAGUGAAAGGGCCUGAACUACUGAACAAAUACAUUGGUGCUUCUGAGCAAGCUGUUCGAGAUAUUUUCUCUAAGGCAGCUGCUGCUGCACCUUGCCUCCUCUUUUUUGAUGAAUUUGAUUCCAUUGCCCCUAAAAGAGGACAUGACAACACUGGAGUAACUGAUCGAGUUGUCAAUCAAUUCCUAACUGAAUUAGAUGGUGUUGAAGUUUUGACUGGUGUAUUUGUGUUUGCUGCAACAAGUAGACCGGAUCUGCUUGAUGCUGCAUUGCUGAGACCAGGUAGGCUUGAUCGCCUCCUUUUCUGUGAUUUUCCAUCUCCCCGGGAAAGGUUGGAUAUUCUGACCGUUCUUUCAAGAAAGUUGCCAUUGGCCAGUGAUGUCGAUUUAGAUGCCAUAGCAUAUAUGACAGAAGGAUUUAGCGGAGCUGAUCUCCAAGCUCUUCUCUCAGAUGCACAGCUUGCUGCGGUUCAUGAACAUUUGAGCAGUGCGAAUAGCAAUGAGCCUGGCAAAAUGCCGGUCAUAACUGAUACUGUUCUGAAGUCUAUUGCUUCCAAGGCAAGACCGUCAGUUUCAGAAGCCGAAAAACAGAGACUGUAUGGAAUCUACAGUCAGUUUCUGGAUUCAAAGCGAUCUGCCGCCGCACAGUCGAGGGAUGCAAAAGGCAAGAGGGCAACUCUGGCAUGACCGGAAAAUAGUCACGGCUUCGUGGAGCUGAAAUAGCUAGGGAAGCAUUUUUCUUAGCUUCUUUAGAUUUCCAUUUUAUUCUGAUUUCCAAGUUAUUUUACAUAAAUACAAUAAUUACAUUACUUGAAAGAAUAAUGGAUGGGUUUUCUAGUUUAUAUCUUAAAUUAAAUAGAAAGUUAAAUAAAAAAGAUAAAAUGAUUAGAGUAAA